UCUGCAGGCGGUGGGGGAGCUGGAGGUGGUAGUCAGAGCAGUAGCGACUUCGUUCGCAAGCUUUAUAAGUACGUUCACUCUCACUGCCGCGAUUCACGCCUCAAUUUGCUUCUUCUUCCUCUUCUUCCUCCUCUUCUUCUCUUCUCUUCUCUUCUUCCUCGUUCUUUACCUCUCCUGCCUCUACCCGACCUCCGCGAAUGAAAGCUCGCUCUGACAGGAUGUUGCCCGAAAACGCAGAAUGCUCGAGGAUCCUACACACAGCAACGUUGUUCGGUGGAGUCACUCAGGAGACAGUUUCAUUGUGGUGGAUACCAACGACUUCACCAAGAACAUCCUACCGCAGCACUUCAAACAUAGCAACUUUGCGAGCUUCGUCCGCCAACUUAACAAAUAUGAUUUCCACAAGAUAAAAAACACGGACGAGGGUGCGGGCAGUGGAGAGGGUUGGCAGUUCAAGCAUCCCGAAUUCACCAAGGAUAGCAAGGACAACCUCGACAACAUCCGUCGGAAAGCUCCGGCUUCGCGGAAACAACAAACGCAGUUCGAUGAAUCGGGCUCGCAGCAGAUAGAGCAACUCCAAGGAGAAUUCCGACAAGUCAGGGAGUCGCAGCAGGUCCUCAACGAGCGGAUGCAAAAGUUCCACGAACAGACGGGAAAUGCGUACCAGGAUAUGCAACUAGCCAUCAGCUCGCAGGCGGUAUACAUACACCAGCACGAGGAGAUAAUCAAGAGGUUACUCUCGGUACUGUCGGAUCUCAGCGCCCAAGUCCGGUCGUUGAAGCAGGAUUAUGGCAGGAACAAUAGUCACGGCCAAGAGAUUCUCCACGAUGACCCGGUGUCGCCCGGUCAGACUGGCGGUAUGGGUUCCUCGGCUACAUCCCCGGCCAACCACCAGCAGGCGCCCGGCAGUAAUGGAUCGCCGUUGCAGCAAGCACAGCGUCUCAUGGAAGGAUACCGAAACCUCCAAAGACCUAGCAUACAGGCCGGCAUCGACCAGUUCCCAAUGGCCCACCAGGAUCAACACGAUGGAGGGUAUGGCGGGGGUUACCAGAAUGGUCAGAUGAUGAAUGUCGUGAACGGAACGGAACAAUCCGGGGAGCAUAUGUUCCCGGGGAUCAAUCACCCGUUCAACAAUAAUGGCCAUCCUCCAGGUCAACUGCCAUGGCAACAUCCACAUCAAGAGACUCCUCCUCCUCCGCAAGGCAGCUCCGGUAGUGUGGUCGGUGGCAACUCUGGCCGACCCACGCCGAAUCGAAAGAGAAGCACGCCCCAAACGCCACACUGGAGGUCGCCGCCAAGAGUGUUGCUCGUCGAGGAUGAUCCUACUUGUCGGCGAAUCGGAAGCAAGUUUCUAACGAGUGCACAGUGUAUGGUUGAUGUUGCGGACGAUGGUUUGAUCGCCGUCAACAAGAUGGGUCGGAAAACAUAUGACCUCGUGCUUAUGGAUAUCAUGAUGCCCAACCUGGAUGGUUGCUCUGCCGCCGCUCUUAUACGACAGUUCAACACCGAUACGCCCAUCAUUGCCAUGACGUCAAACAUUCGCCGCGACGAUAUAAACAAUUACUUUAAUAAUGGCAUGAAUGACGUAUUACCUAAACCCUUCACCAAAGAAGGUCUUCUGCAGAUGCUUGAGCACCAACUCGUGCACCUCACUCGGCCGAAGGGAGGGCAACAACCUCAGCAACAACCCCAGCAGCAGCAGCCGUCGCAUGGCCAGAUGUCGCAGGGAUCCAUACCUACGCAGCUCAACUUCAAUAAUCCUCAGCACGGCAUGCACCACGACCAGCUAGCGGAUCCCCCCAACACUGGCAACGGCUUGAAGUACUCGGUCUCUCCUGCGCCGUCAAAGAGCCCCGGAACUGCCGGAAUGUACAGCACCGGUCGAAGCCCGACAGAUAUGGCCGAAGAUGUUCCGCAACAAGUGCAACCGCAGGGGGGCAUGGAGGAGCCCGGAGGAGGAUACAUGGGGAUGAUGGGAGGUUACAUGCCCGACGAUGCGUCAGCGCAUGGACAUUCGUAUCAGAGUCCUGCCCAAGGGCAAAGAAGACUUGCGGAGGAUGACAUGUAUGGUCCCAUCAAGAAGCAGCAGCGGUACUAAAGAUUCUUCGUUCUCAUGAACCGGUUUUUGGCGCACAAUCCCGCCGUCUCGAGUUUUCAUUCCAUGUUUAUCAUAUUUCCUUCUGGGUUUAAUGGGGGUUUCUUUUCUAUCCCCUCUAA
This is a messenger RNA of Tricharina praecox, 2217 nucleotides long. RefSeq lists its product as uncharacterized. Gene Ontology annotation, biological process: regulation of DNA-templated transcription; phosphorelay signal transduction system. The record is from RefSeq and is a predicted model, not a curated record. Gene Ontology annotation, molecular function: phosphorelay response regulator activity; sequence-specific DNA binding; DNA-binding transcription factor activity. Lineage: Eukaryota; Fungi; Ascomycota; Pezizomycetes; Pezizales; Pyronemataceae. The coding region runs from base 239 to 2098 and encodes 619 amino acids. The transcript has 7 exons.